AAUCAGCGAGAGCGCCGGGAAGUUACUUCCGGUUCCCCUGACAUUCCCGCCUCUUCGAAUCCGGUGAGGGGAAAAGAAAGAAAGAAAGGAGAGGAGUAAGAGAGGACGGAGGAAUUCAAGCCCCUAAGCCGCCGCAGGAGGAGUUUGGCGGCAGAGAGAGAGAGAGAGCGUGAGCGUGUCGCGAGAACCAAGCCUUUGAGGUAGUUCCUUUCCUUUUUGGUUCGCGGCCUACUCUUCCGGGGUGUCUUUCCAGGGGCAGAGGUUAAAGGGGCUAAGUUUGCCAUCCAUUUAAUAUAAAGUACUUGAAGUUUUCUUCCUCUGAAUCAGUUAUGUGAAUGGUGUAGAAAUGGCUUUCAUAUUUACAGAUGAAACUGCUGAUAGUAUGAAGAUGGAUGCUGGAGACUCUGUGUUAUCUAAUCACACAUCUGUGUUCAAGACUCUUCCUCUACAGCAGGAUGCUCUCUCGGGAGAUCAGCUUCCUGUGUCUGACAACAAGUUUUUAGCAAACAAGUUUGAUGGUUUGGAGAGACCUUUCACUUGUCCUACUGUAAAUUCCUCCUGUAACUUCAGUUAUUUGCCAGAACCUCCAUCCUCUGGGACCUAUCAAACCUCUGGUGGGCUAAGAACACUUGGAGCAAGCGCCAAUGGACAGUGGAGAAGUUGUGGUACUACACUUGGUCCUAUUUCGCAGAAACUUAGACCAAAUCGCAGCGUAUUCUUUGAGACACGCAAAAACCUGAGUGGGACAUCUAAUUCCUAUGCGGGGAAAUCAAACCACCUUAGCCAUGUUUCUGCCUAUGAAAAAUCCUUUCCAGUUAAGUCAGUUACCAGUACAUCAUGGAAUGCUCCAUGCCGUCGAAGCUUGCUAAGCCCCAAGAAAUCCCAGAGGAGAUUCGUCAGUACUGCAGAAGAGACUGUUCGAGAGGAAGAGAAAGAAAUCUACCGGCAGUUGAUCCAAAUGGUUACAGGGAAGAAAAAUUCAGCCUCCAAGACUGCUUCACUUUUCUCCCUCCACUUGGCCAGAUGCACAGGUUCCAAUGGGAACCUUAUAAAAGAAGCUGAAAAUACGAAUCGAAGCCCUUUAGAAGUCUGUGGCACCCCUGCAAGCAACCAGUCACCUGCCAAUCUCAGGAUUCAGGAGCAGCAUCCUCACAAACCACAACCACACUUGACCCCUAGUUUCUCCUCACAUGUUAGCUUUGAACCCAAGGAUGCCAGUACACCGAGACAGCAAAACAGCCAAAUAGCAUUGAACACGCAGGCCGAAGGUUCUGACUCUGUCAUAAUGCUCAAUGGCAAAGACAUACAAUCCUCAGCUCCAAGCACACCUUUCUUUGAGGCUGAAUUGUGGAUAAAAGAAUUGACCAGUGUAUACGACUCUCGAGCCCGUGAGAGAUUGCGACAUAUAGAGGAACAAAAAGCUUUAGCAUUGCAGUUGCAGAACCAGAGAUUGCAGAAGCAGGGGUUUUUCCUACCUGACUCAGUAGACCUACAUCUGCGUGUGCCUCUCGAGAAGGAGAUUCCGGUUACAGUCGUACCGGAAGAUAAUAGGACCACAGGUGUUGAAGAAAACUUUCCUGAAAUCACAGAGGAGAUGGAUAGGGAAAUAAAGAGUGUCUUAAGAAGUGGCAACCAAGACGAGGUGUUGAGUGAAGCCUUCCGGUUAACUAUAACUAGGAAAGACAUUCAGACCCUCAACAAUCUCAAUUGGCUAAAUGAUGAGAUAAUCAACUUCUACAUGAAUAUGCUGAUGGAAAGAAGUAAACAGAAGGGGUUUCCAACUGUUCAUGCAUUUAAUACUUUCUUCUUCACGAAGUUAAAAACUGCUGGGUACACAGCCGUGAAGCGUUGGACUAAGAAAGUGGAUAUAUUUUCUGUGGACAUUCUUUUGGUGCCUAUUCAUCUUGGUGUCCACUGGUGCCUAGCAGUUAUUGACUUCAGGAAAAAAAACAUCACCUACUUUGACUCAAUGGGUGGAAGCAACAGUGAAGCUUGCCGGAUACUGUUGCAGUAUUUGAAGCAAGAAAGUUUGGAUAAAAAGCGGAAAGAUUUUGAUACAAAUGGCUGGAUGCUACUGAGUAAAAGGAGUCAGGAGAUUCCUCAGCAGAUGAAUGGCAGUGACUGUGGGAUGUUUGCCUGUAAAUAUGCUGACUGUAUUUCCAAAGACAAACCAAUUAAUUUUACUCAGCAACACAUGCCUUAUUUCCGAAAACGAAUGGUCUGGGAGAUCCUCCAUCGGAAGCUGCUGUGAUGUCCUGCUGAGCGUCAGACCCUUCAGAGACUGCGAGUCAGGCCUUGGCCAUUCUCCACCAUCUCCAUUGUGGACUGCAUGGGUUUCCCAUUGAAGCUACAAGAAUCUGUACAUUGUGUUGCAUGACUUUUGGGACAUCCCAUGCCGAGAGGACUAAAAUUUAAAAAAGUUCCCACCAUCAUGUUCUCCAGUUUUGUUCAAAUUUUAGUUGUAGCACAAGACAGGUGUUAAAUUAAGUUUCCCCAAAUUUGAGGUGUCUAACUGCAAUAGUUGCUGUUCUAGACCCUCUUAUUUGAAGGAUAGUCAGUCAGCCUGCGCAGGGCAUUUAACAAAAUACCAUUUUUGGAAUCUAAUAAAAUUGAAACUUGUUUGACUGGAGUUUGCAUCCGUAAUGUUAAAAUUAAUUUCAUUGGAAUCAGCAGAAAAAACUGUACAGGAUUUCAAUUUACUAGCCAUUCUUAUAUAUUUUAUAUAUUAUUAUAUAUAUUAGAACCCAAAAAAAGGCAUUUUGUUAAAUGUUGUGUGCUGGCUGACUGACUACCCUUCAGAUAAAUGGGGUCUAGAACAGCAACUAUUGCAGUUAGAAUCCUCAAAUUUUGGGAAACUUAUUUUAACACCUGACUCGUGCUACAGCUAAAAUUUGAACAAAAUUGGAGAACAUGAUGGUGGGAAGGUUUAGACCACUUUGCAUGGAAUGACCCUUUUCAAAGUUAAUUAUUUUAUGGAGUAUUGUGAUGUGCAGCCUUUCCAAAGCACUCUUUCUUUUCUUUUCUUUUCUUUUUUUUUGGGGGGGGGGGGUAUUUUGAACACUCCCCUUUUUUUACUGUGACUUGUAAAGCACUAAGUAGUACAUUUUUUAUCUUUGAGAAGUUCCACUUUUUUAAAAAAAAAACCCCCCUUUUCUAAAUGCUGACAUGAGCAACAACUUGAGAUCUUCCAGGAUUCAACUGUAGAUGGAGGGAUAAAUGCAUAAUAUGCCAUGUAUGUCAUUCCCUGGACAAUUGUUUUUUUAAAAAAAAUAGUAACAUCAAAACUCAGAUGCAUUGCAACGCAAUUGCUGUAGGUCUUCCACAACUAAUGUUUCAAGUAUAAAAGUAAAACAUGUAUACCUAUUUGGGGAAAUCCAGUUGGACCUCAUUUUCCAUAUGGAUGUCUAUGUAUACAUGUUUAUUUAAACACCUGAUGCAGACAACCCAGCAGUCAUAAUACUUACCCCUCUCCAUUAAUAUCUUGCUAAAUGGAAGAGUUACUAGUGUGCAAGAAGCAGCUUGUGAAUUUUACUCCAUGGUUGCAACUUUUCAGUCUUUUAGCAGGAGGUGGCGAAUAAAGUUGAACAAUAUUGGUUCACUCAUGUUCAAAGGAAAGGGUCUUUUGAACAUUAAGCAUGAAUUUCCUGCAGUGAAUCUGUCAUUAACUUUCUCUUAACUAUACAUUCAGGAGCAGGUGCUUAUCCAGUGGAGCAGGGAUGGAGAAUGUAUAUCUCUUCAGAUGUUUGGAAAACUUCCAGUAGCUAAUAAUUCAACUGCCUAUGAAGGGCUAGAUGUCCUCCAGCCCUGCACUGGAAAGAUAAGGCAUUCAACCACACAGUCCUUCUGUGUCAAGUUCUUUUGGGUUCCUCUUCUGUAAUUUCCUCUUCUCUGUGUGAAUUCUGUGUAUGGAUUCUGAUAACAGAAAUAAAAUGGAGCAAUAGGAUGCAGGGUACUUUGAGGCCCAGUUCCUUUUGUCCAAAGAACUGGGGGCACUCUAUAAAAACCAGCAGCCCCCCCUUCCUAUAUUCUUGUCCUUUUGCCAGAAUGUAAGUAAUCCUUACAUUUAAGGAGAAAAUAGAAAAUAAUUUUCUGCUGCAUACGUGAUACAAAACAGGAUUUGUAAGCAAAUAGGGCAGCUAUAUAUUUAAAUGGAAGCUCAUCUGACAGGAUGGAGCAAUUUUUGCUCAUUUAGCUCUUUGUAGAUUUUAGGUACAAUAUGGCAUUUAAAGCUUUCUUUGCAUUGUUGGUAAACUGUUUUUAUAUUACACACACACAUAUAUAUAUUUAUAAGCCUUUCUAAACGAUGCAACAGUGAACAAACAUGUUAGGUUUUGCAGCUCUUUUGUGUGUUCCACUUUGACUCUUACUGCAGAAUUGAAAGCCUGACCUCAUUUUCUUUCUCUCACAAUGCAGCCCCUCUGUUUCUACGAUUAAUAGCCAUUAAUGUUGGGAUAAAGGAUGUCCCAGAUGGCAAUUUUUCCCCAAAUUCUGUUGUUGUUUUUUUACCAGAUGUGUAUAUUGAUGCAAGAAGAAAACAGCAUAGCAUAGCCUUCUGUAAUUUGAUGCCCCCAAAGAGUUUAGACUUCAGCUCUUAUCAGCCUCAACCAAUAUGAUCAGAUCUAGUUCACUAUGGAUUGGGGAACCUUACUAUAGAGGCUAUUCAACUGAUACAUGAAACAAAUUGAAGAGAAAAUGCCAACUACAUCUUUAUAUUUACUGAAAGCUAAAAGGCUUAUGGAGUAAAAAGCUCCUUAGAGACUCAUCACUCAUUAAAAUAAUAUUUAAUUGAUAUUGUGAUGACUCUGAAGAAUUAGGUUCCCCAGUGGAAUGUCUCCUAUUGUAACAUCCACUUUUAAUUAAGAGCUAUCUCUCAAACUGGAGCAUUGAGCUGUAAACUAGGGCACGAGUGACUUCUAGGCCUUUGGGCUAAGAUGAAAUAUAGCCUAUGUCGAACUGUACAAUUCGUCCACAACCCUACAAUUUGUUUAGUGGGAGCCCGCCACAACCGCCUAUAUGGAUGGACAUUUCUCAGCAGCUACUUUGGUUAUCCCUAGGCUAUCAGUCAAGAAUAGUGGGAUGCAAUCAAAAUUUAGGCCUGAAAGACUUUGGACUGUUACCAAGUUCCCAUGAUAAACAUACUUCCCAAGGUACCUUUCUUUUAAUGCUUAAUAAUUAAAGAGUUCUUGUAUUUUUGCCAUCAAAUAGGGAACAGUUUAUAUAUAUAUUCUGUAAUUGUAAACAAUAGUUUUGUACAAAUCUCCCAUUGCAUACCCUUCCUAAAACAUGCUCUUCCUAGACAAGUUUGUACCUUUUUUGAUCUAUUGUGUUUUUAUACCAGUCUCUUUGUUCACCUUUUUCUAUGUUUUUCUGCAAGUAAUGAUUUGAAAAAAUCCUAAAAUCUGUAUUAUUUUUUGUAAUGUGUUAUUAAAUAAACUCAGCUAUUAAAAAUGUUAAAAGAUUCA
This is a messenger RNA of Anolis carolinensis (green anole), 5462 nucleotides long. RefSeq names its product SUMO specific peptidase 1 (gene senp1). Lineage: Eukaryota; Metazoa; Chordata; Lepidosauria; Squamata; Anolidae. Gene Ontology annotation, biological process: proteolysis; protein desumoylation. The record is from RefSeq and is a predicted model, not a curated record. Gene Ontology annotation, molecular function: deSUMOylase activity. The transcript has 19 exons. Bases 347 to 2251 code for a protein of 634 amino acids. Gene Ontology annotation, cellular component: nucleus.